AUGGUCGACGACGCGGCACUCGACUGGGCCGCGAUUGUCGAGCAGACACACAGUCGCCCCACGACGCCGAUCGCGACCACCAAGCCGCCGUGGGAAGUGGACGAGACGGAUGUGACGGAGUUUGGCGGAUUUCCGUUGAGCGACGAGGUGGACGUCGUGGCGUGUGAGACGUGCCAGAAACCCGUGCUUCGUGAAGCGUAUACCUAUCAUACCAAAAACUGUGCGUUGGCACGCGAUAUUGCCGAUGGACGAACGUCGCCUACGAUCCUGAAAGAUGUGCGUGGCGCGGCGGACGGCCAGGGGAUGGGCGCGGACGCGAAUGCUGCGCUGGCCCUCCGGCGCAAGAUGGGGGGUGGCAAGAAGAACCGCGGCCCGAUCAAUUUGGACCGUCAGUGUGGUGUGAUCAACAACAAGGGACUGCCAUGCUCACGCUCGCUGACGUGCAAGUCGCACAGUAUGGGCGCCAAGCGCAAUGUCCAAGGCCGGUCGAAGCCGUACGAUGAGCUGCUUUUUGAGUGGCAGAAAGCGACGAACCCUGCGUUUGUAGCGCGCCUCGAAGAGAAGGAGCGUGCGAUUGCCGCGGCGAAGGCCUCGUCGCAUGCGAAAGACAAGAAACGCAAGGCGGGCCAGGACCGACGAAGCGACGCGGCGGAGCGCGAUACCCCGUCGGCGCGGCAGGCCGCGGAAAAUGCGAUGGAUAUGUACAUGGCGCAUGCCAGCUACCAGGAUGUGGACCGCGAAAUGGCGCAGGUGUUGCAGACGAUCCACAUGGCGGCGACGCGCGAUCGCACGACGAUUCUCCCGCUCGCGACACGCAGCCUGGCGGGGCAGUACACGACACGUACCAAGCGGUUCCGUGUUUUGCGCCAGUUCCUUGCGCAAGGGCUCAGCGGCGCAGCGCAUGUCCAUGCGCUCCGCAACGAGGUGAUCGAUGGGGAGAAGGUGUAA
Malassezia pachydermatis is the source of this 948-nucleotide messenger RNA. RefSeq lists its product as hypothetical. The record is from RefSeq and is a predicted model, not a curated record. Gene Ontology annotation, biological process: regulation of transcription by RNA polymerase II; RITS complex assembly; regulatory ncRNA-mediated heterochromatin formation. Bases 1 to 948 code for a protein of 315 amino acids. NCBI's taxonomy places the organism in Eukaryota, Fungi, Basidiomycota, Malasseziomycetes, Malasseziales, Malasseziaceae. The transcript has 3 exons. Gene Ontology annotation, cellular component: SAGA complex.